AUGGUGCUGCAGGAGAUUAUCGAUCUGUAUGUACUCCGGUGUCUCAGCCACCACCCAGGCGACAGGCAAAAUAUAUUUCACGGCAUGGGCACUCCGGAGGAGCAGCGAGAGAAGAGAAAGGCAUCUCCAUGCCUGAAUCCUGUCAACAAGGCAUCCUACAGAACCAGCUUCAGAUUCAGGCUACAUACAUAUUAUCAUUCAUGGCCGGGGAGACUGGUCUUCCCACCACGCGGGAUGGUGCUCCACCGCCCAGUUGUCCCGGCGAUGAUCUGGAGUGGAAAAGCGGACUGCUCUACACAUCCCUGGCCUUCAGUACAGAAUGGAGUCAAGCUAUCACCAGACCACAAUCCAAGCUCCACCGUCGACCAGGCUUCAAAGCUCCAAGUUAUGACGCAAGGAAGAUGUGGAUGGGAAUCCUCCUACGAUGUUUCCUGUCCCACAGCUGAUCUCAGGGAACCUUUCGGGUUACCCCCUCGGGUACCUGAGCAAGGUCAGGGUGGUGAAAGCCUGGUGCCAUGGGCGCUUCUGAACCUGCAUUGGCCUGUUACACCUAAAUCAAUAACGGUGACUGGCGCCAUGGCCAGAGAGCUCAAGGAUGACCUCUCGAUCUCAAACACACAAGCACAAGGUCGCAUAUAUUAA
This is a messenger RNA of Microsporum canis CBS 113480, 642 nucleotides long. RefSeq lists its product as uncharacterized. Lineage: Eukaryota; Fungi; Ascomycota; Eurotiomycetes; Onygenales; Arthrodermataceae. Bases 1 to 642 code for a protein of 213 amino acids. The record is from RefSeq and is a predicted model, not a curated record. The transcript is spliced from 3 exons.